Messenger RNA from Morchella importuna, 987 nucleotides. RefSeq lists its product as uncharacterized. Gene Ontology annotation, cellular component: cytosol. Gene Ontology annotation, biological process: mitotic cell cycle; peptidyl-serine dephosphorylation. The coding region runs from base 1 to 987 and encodes 328 amino acids. Lineage: Eukaryota; Fungi; Ascomycota; Pezizomycetes; Pezizales; Morchellaceae. The transcript is spliced from 7 exons. Gene Ontology annotation, molecular function: protein serine/threonine phosphatase activity. The record is from RefSeq and is a predicted model, not a curated record.
AUGGACACCAAAAUGGAAGAUGUCGGGAAAUCCCCACCGGCCCCCGCCAUACCUGUUGCCGAAUCCUCCUCUUCGUUUGGACAGUUGGACGGAUGGAUCGAGACCUUGAUGCAGUGUAAGCAACUGAGCGAGAUGGAUGUGCAAAGGCUUUGCGAAAAGGCUAGAGAGAUUCUUCAAGAGGAGUCGAACGUUCAGCCAGUGAGGUGCCCUGUAACGGUGUGUGGUGAUAUCCACGGUCAAUUCCAUGACUUGAUGGAGUUAUUCCGGAUCGGCGGGCCCAACCCCGACACCAACUACCUUUUCAUGGGUGACUAUGUUGAUCGUGGAUACUAUUCAGUGGAGACAGUCACUCUACUUGUCGCCUUAAAGAUUAGAUACCCGCAGAGAAUUACUAUCUUGCGAGGUAAUCACGAAUCGAGGCAGAUUACGCAGGUGUACGGUUUCUAUGACGAGUGCUUGCGCAAAUACGGAAACGCCAAUGUCUGGAAACUCUUCACAGAUUUGUUUGAUUUUCUCCCCCUGACCGCCUUGAUUGAUAAUCAAAUUUUCUGUCUCCACGGAGGUUUAUCUCCUAGCAUUGAUACCCUUGACAAUAUUCGUGCGCUGGACCGCAUUCAAGAAGUGCCCCACGAAGGGCCUAUGUGCGACUUGCUUUGGUCUGACCCAGAUGACCGCUGUGGUUGGGGAAUAUCCCCUAGAGGAGCUGGUUACACAUUUGGGCAGGAUAUCUCUGAAGCGUUUAAUCAUAAUAAUGGCCUCACUUUGGUAGCGAGGGCGCAUCAGUUGGUAAUGGAGGGUUAUAAUUGGUCGCAAGAUCGUAACGUUGUUACAAUCUUCUCCGCGCCCAACUACUGUUAUAGGUGUGGUAACCAGGCGGCGAUCAUGGAGAUUGACGAGCAUCUCAAAUAUACCUUCCUACAGUUUGAUCCUUGCCCAAGAGCAGGCGAACCAAUGGUUUCGAGGCGCACACCGGAUUAUUUCCUUUAG